Messenger RNA from Synchiropus splendidus (mandarinfish), 1369 nucleotides. RefSeq names its product cofilin 2 (muscle) (gene cfl2). Bases 104 to 604 code for a protein of 166 amino acids. The record is from RefSeq and is a predicted model, not a curated record. Gene Ontology annotation, biological process: cell motility; actin filament fragmentation; actin filament severing. The transcript has 4 exons. Gene Ontology annotation, cellular component: cytoplasm; actin cortical patch; actin cytoskeleton. Lineage: Eukaryota; Metazoa; Chordata; Actinopteri; Syngnathiformes; Callionymidae. Gene Ontology annotation, molecular function: actin filament binding.
CCUCCUCCUCCCGCUCCGGUCCUCGGCCUCACUCCCUGCCAUCUUCCACCACUGAGAGAACUUUCAUCUGUCAGCGCAGCAGCGGACCUGUCCAGGCUCAAACAUGGCGUCAGGAGUAACAGUCAACGACGAGGUCAUCCGAGUGUUCAACGACAUGAAGGUGAGGAAGUCCUCCACUCAGGACGAGGUGAAGAAGAGGAAGAAGGGCGUGCUCUUCUGCCUGAGCGAGGACAAGAAGAAGAUCAUCGUGGAGGAGGGGAAGCAGAUUUUGGUGGGCGACAUCGGCGAGACCGUGGACGACCCCUACGCCUGUUUUGUGAAGCUCCUCCCCCCCAACGACUGUAGAUACGGUCUGUAUGACGCCACGUACGAGACCAAAGAGUCCAAGAAGGAGGACCUGGUCUUCAUCUUCUGGGCUCCAGAGAGUGCUCCGCUCAAGAGCAAGAUGAUCUACGCCAGCUCUAAGGACGCGAUCAAGAAGAAGUUUACAGGUAUCAAACACGAGUGGCAGGUCAACGGCCUGGACGACAUCCAGGACCGCACCACGCUGGCCGAGAAGCUGGGAGGGAACGUGGUGGUGUCCCUGGAGGGCAAGCCCCUGUGAGCGGGGCGGAGCCCACCGCCGUGCCAUGGGACGAAACACCUGACCGCCGCCGCUCGUUUGUAUCCGUGUCCUGAAGGAGUUGGCGUCUUUAGGCCUGGUUCUUCUCUUUUCUUGUCCUCUUUGCUUUUCCAGUACCAUGGAGAUCUCAUUAACAGCAUUAUAUGCAAGCCCCGCCCACUUUGUUGCCACAUGACUUCUGCUCACCGAGCAGGAAAAAAAACCCACCGGAACGUUCUCUCUCUCUCUCUCUCUCUCUCUCUUUCCCACAGUUUUGCCAAAAAAAAAGUUGACGUGAAGGACGCAGCUGCAUGAAACUCCGCCCCCUGCAGCACACGGGUUCAUGGCGCUUUUUACAUGAGUUUUAUUUAUUAUUGUGAACUGUUGUGUUCUCCAGUAUGUUCACACCAACACGCGUGUUCGACUAUGCAGAAUAAAUGGUAAAAGAUUCGUAGCAGCACUUUGAGUGGAACAACCUGAUCUGGACAUUUGUUGACCUCACUUCCUGUCUGUGGGACUCACCGCAAUUCUAGCUGUUUGGUCGUCGCCUUACUUUCAGUGUGAAUGUAACCGUCACGCCAGAGUUAGCUGAAGCGCACUUUUGUUUUGUAACCGAACACUACAGGUAGCAGACACGACCCCCCCCAAUCCCCCGCCGUGAUAGAAGACCCUGUCAAGAACACGACAACAUCUGGAGCCUUAAAAGUGGAACGUUGUUUCUGAGAUCGCAGGAAGCCACUCUGCAAUAAAGGCCUGUGGCAGAUCUGA